CAGAAUUUCUGUCUUUAAAAAACCGCAUCAUACAUCAAAAUGGUGAAGGGAGACAAGCGAUCAUGGAAAGAAUCCCGAUUUAGCAUGCUUACAUCAAGCUUCCAAGAGAACGACCGGCUGUUCAUUGUAGGAGUUGAUAAUGUCCAAUCGAAGCAAAUGCAGGAUAUCAGAACUAAACUAAGAGGAAAAGCAUUUCUGCUGAAUGGAAAGAACACGAUGAUCAGGAAAGCUUUGAGGGGAUUGAUGAAUCAGGAAAACGGCGGUGCUUUCACAUCCCUUGAAAGAAUGUUUCCGACUGUCAAAGGAAACAUUGCAUUCGUUUUCGUGAAGACUGAUUUCGGCGAGGUUAGGAAGGUCAUCACCGAGGAAAGGAAACAGGCACCUGCAAGAGCUGGAGCAAUUGCACCUUUGGCGGUUGAAAUUCCUCCUCAAGCGACCGCUUUGGGACCUGAGAAGACCUCUUUCUUCCAGGCGCUGAAUAUUCCCACGAAGAUCACGAAAGGAUGUAUCGAAAUUCUGAACAAGGUCGAAUUGCUGAAGGAAGGGCAAAAAGUUGGAGCCAGUGAAGCCACUCUGCUGAACAUGUUGAAUAUAUCGCCAUUCUCAUAUGGUUUGGUCAUUCAGGCUGUCUAUGACCAGGGUUCUGUCUACUCUCCUGAGAUCUUGGACAUCACUCCUGAAGACAUUGCGGCCAAAUUUGCGAUUGGACUUGGCAACUUGGCUAGUUUGUCUCUGGCAAUGGACUACCCUACGAAAGCUUCCUUGCCACACUCAGUAGUCAAUGGGUUCAAAAAAUUGAUCGCAGUGUGCCUUGAGACAGAAUAUACCAUAAAACAGGCUGAAGGUCUUUUGACCCUGCUGUCUGACCCCGAAGCUCUGGCAGCAGCCCAAGCAGCAUCUGCCGCUGUUUCCGGGCCAGCCACUGGAGGAGCCCAAGCCGAGACCAAGAAGGAGGAAGCCAAGAAAGAAGAAUCGGAGGAAGAGUCCGAUGAUGACAUGGGAUUCGGUCUCUUUGACUAACCUUCCAGAACAUUCUAGAACAAAAUUCUGGAACAUUUUCGUGGUCUGCUGAACUAGUGUCACCGAUAAUUCUUCAACAUGAACAAUUGUUUUUAAAAGACAAUAUGCUGAAGUAGUUGCUGAUGCAUUAGUUGUUGUGGAUCUGUUUCUGUUCUUUGAUGAGUGUUGAUGGAAUAUUUUAAUCGAAGAUCGAAUUUAAUUUUCCGUCUCGUAA
This is a messenger RNA of Symsagittifera roscoffensis, 1234 nucleotides long. Its product is annotated as large ribosomal subunit protein uL10-like. Lineage: Eukaryota; Metazoa; Xenacoelomorpha; Acoela; Convolutidae. Gene Ontology annotation, molecular function: large ribosomal subunit rRNA binding; structural constituent of ribosome. Gene Ontology annotation, biological process: cytoplasmic translation; ribosomal large subunit assembly; ribosome biogenesis. Gene Ontology annotation, cellular component: cytosolic large ribosomal subunit. The transcript has 4 exons. The record is from RefSeq and is a predicted model, not a curated record. Bases 40 to 1020 code for a protein of 326 amino acids.